Molecule: messenger RNA, 983 nt
Organism: Orycteropus afer afer
Lineage: Eukaryota; Metazoa; Chordata; Mammalia; Tubulidentata; Orycteropodidae
Source: RefSeq, a predicted model, not a curated record
CGGGGGCGGAAGGCGGAGCGGAGCUGGGCGGCGGGGGCGGUGUCGCCGCGGUCUAGAGGCGGCGGUGGUGGCGGAGUUGGUGGUCCCGGCGCGAUGGCCGCCUCGGUGUUCUGUUGCCUGCGGUGCUGCAGAAACGGCGGUACCGGCCACAUACCUCUAAAGGAAAUGCCAGCAGUGCAGCUGGACACGCAGCACAUGGGAAUCUGGGGUAUUGGAGUCGCAACCCAGAAAGUCAACUUGAAUCAGAUUCCUCUUGGCCGAGAUGUGCACAGUCUGGUGAUGAGGAAUGAUGGAGCUCUCUACCACAACAAUGAGGAGAAAAACAGGCUGCCAGCAAAUAGCCUCCCACAGGAGGGAGAUGUGGUGGGUAUUACAUAUGACCACGUAGAACUAAAUGUAUAUUUGAAUGGAAAAAACAUGCAUUGUCCAGCAUCAGGUAUACGGGGGACAGUGUACCCGGUUGUUUAUGUUGAUGACAGCGCAAUUUUGGAUUGCCAGUUCAGUGAAUUUUAUCAUACUCCUCCACCUGGUUUUGAAAAAAUAUUAUUUGAACAGCAGAUCUUCUGAAUGUAUUUUUUUUUUUUUUGGAAACUUUUACCUCUGCACUGUUAAAAGUGUUUACCAUUUAAUAAAGCUUUACCUAUACCUGAGCUAUAGAUGGAAAUAUAUUCUUAAAAAUAUGCUUGUUAAUGUUGCCUAAGGAACCAAUGUAUUCAAUGUACCACAAGGAAAUUGUGAUUUAAAAUACUUGUGUUUUGUGAUACGAAAAUCAGCAUCUGGGGCAGUUUAUUUAAUUCUUAUUUAAAUAAAUUUAACAUUAUGUGUUUAAUUUAACAGUAUUAAAUGAAAAUAUGUAUAUAGAGAUUUAAAAGGGAAUCUUUCUUACAUAAAAUAUUUGUUUUGAUAGAGAUAUAGAGUGAGUCGGUUUGUUUGUUUGUUGUCAUUCUGAGGCUUAGACCUCAUAACUAUGUUAAAUCUACAGU